Venturia canescens is the source of this 1217-nucleotide messenger RNA. It is a transcript of the gene Mvk, whose product is annotated as Mevalonate kinase. The coding region runs from base 8 to 1159 and encodes 383 amino acids. Gene Ontology annotation, biological process: isopentenyl diphosphate biosynthetic process, mevalonate pathway; isoprenoid biosynthetic process; cholesterol biosynthetic process. The record is from RefSeq and is a predicted model, not a curated record. Gene Ontology annotation, molecular function: mevalonate kinase activity; ATP binding. Gene Ontology annotation, cellular component: cytosol; cytoplasm. NCBI's taxonomy places the organism in Eukaryota, Metazoa, Arthropoda, Insecta, Hymenoptera, Ichneumonidae. The transcript has 2 exons.
UAGUGCAAUGACAGAAUUUCGAGUUUCCGCGCCGGGAAAAAUCAUUCUCCACGGUGAGCACGCAGUCGUGUACGGUAAAACGGCCGUUGCCGCGAGUGUGGAUAUACGUACGACGUUGGAUUUCAAAGAAUUGCCGGAGGAUUGCGAGUACGCUGUGUUGUCAAUGCCAAAAAUCGGUUUGUACGUGAAUGUCUCGGUUAAACAAAUUCGGGAACGUUUUUACACCGAGGCGUGUUCAAAAUUGUCCGAUGGGCACGAAACUUUUCACAAUUACGUGGCUAAAUUUGUGGAGAAAAUCGGUUACACGAAUUUCCAACAAAAGUUCGCUCUCGAGGGAGUUUUCUACUUGCUAGUGUCGAUAUCACAAUUUGAAUCUAUAGAGCUGAGACCCUUCCAAAUGGUUUUGGAUACCGCUUUGACCAUCGGAGCCGGUCUCGGUAGUUCAGCAUCGUUUUCAGUUUGUCUUGCAACUGCGUUUAUUCACUGGUCGCACAAGCAGAAAAAUCAGACGACCCUCAUGGAUGAACAACAAUUGGAGACUAUAUCGAGAUACGCCCUUAAUGGCGAAAAAAUAAUGCACGGAAAUCCAUCCGGUCUGGAUAACUCCAUUUCGACUUUUGGCUCCGUUAUUGAAUUUCGGCGCGGUGAGCCUCUCAAACAAAUACCCGGUGUUAAAAGUAUGCGCGCGUUGCUCGUUGACACGAGGGUGCAGAGAAGCACGAAGGCUUUGGUAGAAAAAUUUUUCACCCUCAAAGAAAAAUAUCCAAUGAUUUUUUUACCCAUUCUCGAUUCUAUGGAUUACGUCGCCAAAAAAGCUAUCGAGGUUUUGAAAAAUAUUCAAACGACACCGGAUAGCACCGACGAAUCUUUAUACUCAGCUUAUAAGGAAUUGAUGGUAAUGAUCGAAGUGAAUCAUGGAUUAUUGGCGACCUGUCAAGUCUCGCAUCAAUCGUUGGACACUAUUUGUGCGGAGGCUAAAAAUUAUGGUCUCGCGGGUAAACUGACCGGAGCAGGGGGCGGUGGUUACGCUUAUAUUUUGUUGCUGCCGGAUACACCAACCGAAACCAUAACCAGUAUAACGACGAAACUCACUGCCAACGGAUAUCCCGUGACUCUCGUUACUUUGGGAGGUGUAGGUGUUAAAAUACAUGAAACAUGAUUGGAAUGUUGUUGUGGUGAUGGAGAAACGAUUAAAAGUGGUAUUAUUCGUUGAGGAA